This is a messenger RNA of Ooceraea biroi (clonal raider ant), 1573 nucleotides long. RefSeq lists its product as uncharacterized. NCBI's taxonomy places the organism in Eukaryota, Metazoa, Arthropoda, Insecta, Hymenoptera, Formicidae. The record is from RefSeq and is a predicted model, not a curated record.
GCCAUUAUCAACGAGGUCAAUCGGGACUGUGGUCAAUGGGGACCGUGGCCAUUAUCAACGAGGUCAAUCGGGACUGUGGUCAUUCGGGAUUGUGGUCAAUUGCAACGUGGUCAAUCGGAACGUGGCUUUGACUAUAUAAGUAUGGACUGUUAGCAGUCUCAUUUGUCCUACGUUUUCGUGUAUCCAACAUCUGCCGCGCUACAAGGUACCAAACGGGAGAGCGGCGAACUAAAAUGCAACGCCAUGCUUGUUUCGUAUGCAUCAAGCCUGUCGGUAACUGACGGUGUUGCGUAAUUGUAAUUCCCGAGUUUUAUUGUAAAUCGCAGUCUGUCGACUAAUUCUUAAUAAAAUGGUGGUGUAUUGUUACGUCGAGGGAUGUACUUCAACCCUGUAUAAAAAAAGUCUCAGGAGAAUCAAGAACCAGUGUCAUUUCAUAGAUUUCCAAGUGAUCCAAAUCUCCGUGCUCAGUGGAUUAAGGCUCUCGUAGAAGAUCUGCAAUCUGCAUUUCAGAAUGCAGGAUGUUGAAAAGACGGGAUUCAUGCACUUGCGUUUGAAACCAAAAUCAGUACCAUCAAUAUUUCCAAAUGCAAGGAGAGAGAGUAAUGCAAUUUGUCAGCUAGUUGAAGAUCCAAAUCUCAAAGCCUCUCAGUGCAACAAUGCAUUGCUUACUGAAGCGGUUGAGAUUGUACAAUCUGUACUUCCGAUUCCUGGUAAAUUAGUGAAUUAUGAGGAAUUUGAUCAGCAUGGAGUAACAGAUGAUCAACAGGAAACUGAAAUUACAAUAGAACAAAUGUUCGCGACUCCACAGAAGAGGUUACGAUACACAGAAGAUGAACCUAUAUCCACGACUCCAAAGAAGACGGUGCGAUACCCUGGAGAUGUACUGAGUGAUAAGAUUCCCGAUAUGUCCCCGCACACAAUGACUAACAAGGAAGGUUAGCCAACCCGGAAAUUCAGAAAAUUCUGAAACUUUGUGUGCAUAUAGAGUAGUUUAUCCGUAACAUAAAACUAUUUUUUUUUCGUGCUGAAUUACAGUUCAAGGGGGUGAAAUCACCCCUUGAAGAAAAAUGUAGGUAUUUCCAUUUUGCGAAAUAACUGCCAAACCGUGAGAGAUAUACAAAAAAAGUUUAUACAAAAGUUGCAUCUCUUUUUUAUGUCUACAAAGCUGUGUACGGAUAAGUAUCGAAAAAUUAAUGCUUUUCUAUUUAUCCCCUCCACCACCCCUUAAAAUUGAAUUUUUUUACUUCGUAAAUUUACGUCAAAGUACUUCCUCCUGACCUCUUUUCAUACGUCAUAAUCAAUUUAUGUCUGUUAUAUUAAAAAAAAUAAAAUAAAAUAAAAACCUUAAAAGAAAAACUCCGAUUCCCAAUUCCGCGCGUUUUAGCAGUUUAAUUAUUAAAAUAAUUUUAAAAAGUAAUAUUUAAAUUUCUCGUACCGUUGAUUGUAUAAUAGCCUCUUGGUUAAUGCGGAAAACAGAAAUAAAAUGUUUGGUAAAAUAAUAUUCACAACUGUUUAUUAAAGCAACUGUAUAUAUGAUAUAAAAAUAUAAAUCACACGGGAUAAGUCGAUAAGG